CUUUUAAAAUUAUAAAAUUAUUUUAAAUAUCACCGAUCUAAAUAUUAAAUGAUAUCUUUCUCAAUAGGGAAACAAAUCUAAUAAAUCAAUCCAUAAAGAUUUUUAUUUUUAUCUUCUAUUUAAAUAUUUCUAUAUAUAUUAUAAUUACCAAUGUAUUUUUCUUACAUACUCUAUAUACUCCUUUUUAAUUUUAGUAAAAAUGUACCAUAUAAUAGGGGUAGUUUUGUACACUCCUACGGCCUCCUUAAUAUCUUGACUUAUUCAAAGCGGACUAAUAAUUUAGGACGGAGGGAGUAACUAUUUAUUAAACCUUAACAUGUAUACUACGGUAUACAAGUUAACAAAAGCCAAUUUUAGCCACUGCUAACCACGCAUGGUUCGAUAAAAUUGCCUGUAAAGUGAAUACGAAAAGUGUGAAAGUGCUGCGAGAUUAGGUAAACCCUUUUAACUUUAACAUUAUUAAUUAGUACUGAACAUACUACAUGCUGGUAAAGCAUAUUGAUCAGAGAGAGAGAUAGAGGGAGGAAAAUGGAGAGUUUAUACAAAAUAUGGAAGCAAGUAUUUCAAGUGUUCUCCAAUGAAGAAGACUCGCGUCUUAAUAAUCUAGAUCAAGUAUUUACUAGUUUUUGUAGAAGUCCUUUACACAUAGCAGUUAUGUGUGGUGACAUUGAUUUUUCGAAAAGGAUUCUUUCAAAGAGACCUGACCUUGCAUUGAAAGAAGACAGACAAGGAUUUACCCCACUUCACCUUGCUUUAGCGAGAACAAAUCUUCAAAUGGUGAAAUUGUUGCUGAAGGCCAAACCCGAUGCUUGUAUGGUUCAAGAGAAAGAUGGAAAAACACCUCUCCAUCUAGCAGCAAUGAAAGAUCGAGCCGAGAUCAUGAAACUACUGAUGGAAGAAAGACCAGAAGCUAUUCACUUAAAGAACAAUCAAAAUAGUGAGACCAUACUACACUUUUGUGUUAAAAGUAACACUAAUUUGACGACUCUUAAGCUAUUGGUAGACAGGUUGGUGCUUGCAGGGACUUCAACCCCAAAUCCUAUCUUUAUCGACUCCAAGGACAAUGAUGGCAACACAGUUUUGCACCUACUUGCAGAAAUGGGAAAAAUUAAGAUUGUAAACUAUUUACUGCAGAGUAAUAAUAUAAGAAUCGAUAUAGAUGCCUUAAACAACAAGGGCCUGAAAGCCUUAAAUCUGUUAUCUCAAGUUGAGAGGAAUGAUCUAGAAAUUGGGUAUUAUAAUUACUUUGAACAGACCAAAGAGCUCACGGAUGGAACUAUUACGAGAUAUAUCCAGAUAUAUUAUGCAGAUGCAUAAUCUGUUAUGCAGAUGUACCAUAUUUAUUAUUCUAGCAUAUUUGUUAUAUCUGUACAUUACUUGGCUUGUACACCAAGUUAUUUCCUUCCUGUUUUAUCUCUGGUUCUUGUAUAUAAGACCAGGCACAUGUAUAUUCGUUUUGUACCUUUUACCUUAAUCCAAUAUACCAUGACAAGUUCUGGCAGGAACGUUAUCUGAAAUGAAGGACAGUAAACAGGUGAACAGAAAAUCGCCUAAAAAGGGUAAUCAUAAAGAGAGGGUGGACGCGUUAUUGGUGGUAGCUACGUAGCCUACGUUGAUUGCCGGAAUCGCCUUCCAAGCUAUGUUAAACCCACCAGGUGGGCUUUGGCAAGAUGAUUCUGAAGUUGAUUCUGGUAUCAACCCUGUGAAAUUUUCUUAUUAUCUUCAUAGUAUGUUUGGCUCCUCCG
Messenger RNA from Papaver somniferum (opium poppy), 1745 nucleotides. RefSeq names its product ankyrin repeat-containing protein BDA1-like. The record is from RefSeq and is a predicted model, not a curated record. The transcript is spliced from 2 exons. Gene Ontology annotation, cellular component: plasma membrane. NCBI's taxonomy places the organism in Eukaryota, Viridiplantae, Streptophyta, Magnoliopsida, Ranunculales, Papaveraceae. The coding region runs from base 529 to 1317 and encodes 262 amino acids. Gene Ontology annotation, molecular function: protein phosphatase regulator activity; protein phosphatase 1 binding.